Nylanderia fulva is the source of this 2026-nucleotide messenger RNA. RefSeq names its product pre-piRNA 3'-exonuclease trimmer. NCBI's taxonomy places the organism in Eukaryota, Metazoa, Arthropoda, Insecta, Hymenoptera, Formicidae. The record is from RefSeq and is a predicted model, not a curated record. Gene Ontology annotation, biological process: priRNA 3'-end processing; siRNA 3'-end processing; nuclear-transcribed mRNA poly(A) tail shortening. Gene Ontology annotation, cellular component: nucleus; endoplasmic reticulum. Gene Ontology annotation, molecular function: RNA binding; 3'-5'-RNA exonuclease activity.
GCGGUAUCGUUGUAAAGAACAAAAGAACAGAGUGCACGUUGUCGUUUAUCUCACACUGUUUUGCACAUAUCUAAAAGAAUAUUAUUAUGAUUGAAGUUACGAAUGAAAAUUUUAGCACGAUAUAUCCGCAUUUGGAACGUGCAUUGAAAGAUGCGAGUUUCAUAGGGAUUGAUACGGAAUUGACAGGUAUAAAUGUCGAGGAUGUGAAAAAUAGUUUGUUUGACUCCAUAGAGGAGCGUUAUAAGAACCAGAGAUGCAAUAUUCAGUCGUACACAAUAAUUCAAUUUGGUAUUACUGCAUUCCAACGAGUCCAGAAUGAAAAUCAGUACACAGCGGAGGCCUUCAAUUUCUUUCUGCUGCCUAAGUCUCUUCCUAUUCUGUCAAAGAGUAGACAGAUUGUUUGGCAUAUUGCUGCAUUAGAGUUCCUGACUACGUAUGACUUUGAUUUCAACAAACUUGCUUAUAAAGGCAUUUCGUAUCUCAAUGAGGCUGACGAAGCAAUCUUGCAGAAACAAUUACAGGAGAAUGUAUUAUUUCGCAAUGUGGAGAGAUCUAUAUCUUUCCAAGAGGAAGAUACUCUCAAAGAUUAUAUCAAUCAAGUAUCCGAAUGGUUGAAUACAGCAGGUGACGAAGAAAGUUCUUUUAAAAUUGACACUCCUACUCCACUUUUUCAAUAUCUUAUGCACAAGGAGUUAAGAAAUUGUUUCCCAAAUGUUUGGACCUUCUCAGGAAAUAAUAUGGUUACAGUUAUGAAGAUCCCACCAGAUUCGAGAAAAGUUUUGGAACAAGAAGAAGGUUUUAUACUAGAAAAUGUAUUACUCGAAUCAUACAUAGGUUUUUCAAAGGUGUUUAAACUUCUGGUUUCUUUGAAAAAACCUAUAAUAGUGCAUAAUGCUAUGUUAGAUUUAAUGUUUAUACAUCAACAGUUUUAUAAGCCAUUACCACAAAAAUACACUGAUUUCAAGCAUAAUAUACAUCAGCUAUUUCCAACAGUUUAUGAUACAAAACAUUUAAGUUUUGUGAGAGAGAUUCUUCCAACAGAACAAAAAUGGAAACAUAAUUCUCUAAGCGGCUUAGUUGAAUAUUUUACAGAGAAACAUUUAACACUUGGAUCACCUAAAAUUAAUCUCCUUUGUAAAAUAAAUUCAGACAAAUCGGAUGUUAUUGUACCUUUAACGAAAUACCAUACUGCAGGAUGGGAUUCUUACUUUGCUGGUUAUGUAUUUAUUAAAAUGGCUCAUAUAUUUACCACAAAACAUUAUGAACAAGGCUUAACAUUGAAGCAUUUUACACAUACAGAACUAAUGAACAAUAUAAAAUGUUUCGCAAAUGGUAUAAACAUUAUCCGUGGCAGUACAAAUUAUUUGAGACUUGACGGACCCGAACCUGUAUCGACUCGACCGAAAUGGCUUUAUGUGAAAAUGUUAGCGUCAAAGCCGAUAUCUGCUUUGCAGGUAGCAGAAAAAAUGUCGACAUUCGGUGCGGUUGACGUGAAGCAAUAUACAUCGAAGCGAGUGUUAGUUGCAGUAGCAAAUCACGGAAGCGCACGAGACAUAUUACAGCACUUCAAAAAAAACAAGGAACUUUACGUCGUCCCUUAUAAUCCGAUACGGCACUCACCUUCGAUCCAAUUCGUAUUUUGGGGCAGCAUAGUCGUUUCUAGCGGGAUCCUCGCUUUGAUGCUGCAUCAGAAGUUUCAGAGAGGCUCUUAGAUAAUUUGUUAAUAUUUUUAAGAAAAUGUUUAGGACGAAGAUAUAUAUUCCAAAAAUUUAGAAAUAUAUAUUAUUUGCAAUAAGUUUAAACAAAUGACUUAAAGUAUAUUUUUUAUCCUUAAAUUACGACCCUCAUUGAAAGCUCGAUACCAAGUUGGCGAACGGAUUUAUCGGAUCUGUCAUUAAAAUUUGCGGCUCCGAAACACUCGAUUUAUAUAAAUUACCAUUUUCGAUGGACAACAAAGUUAUGUAAAAAAUGUUUUUUAUAAAUAUAACAAAAUGGAAGAUAAAAUACUUUGAACUUCCUAGCAUGA